CUGACAGGGACCACCUCACAUGCGUGCUGCGUUCUCUCUGGAGUAGAAGCGGCGAGAGGCUUUAGCUUCGGCGCGGAUGGACCGGCAGGAUUGGUAGAAAUAAAUAAAACAAACCUCGAUAUUUCUUCGAAUUUCGUCCUGCUAGCGAGCCGCGACAAUGCCGGCGUACUUUCAAAGACCGGAGAACGCUCUGAAAAGAGCUAACGAGUUUCUUGAGGUUGGCAAGAAGCAGCCAGCUUUGGAUGUGCUGUACGAUGUCAUCAAGAGCAAGAAGCAUCGAACAUGGCAGAAGAUCCACGAGCCGAUUAUGCUCAAGUACCUGGAGCUCUGUGUGGACCUUCGCAAGAGCCACCUGGCCAAAGAGGGCCUGUACCAGUACAAAAACAUCUGUCAGCAGGUGAAUAUAAAGUCUCUGGAGGAUGUGGUUCGUGCCUACCUGAAACUGGCUGAGGAGAAGACUGAGACAGCCAAGGAGGAGUCUCAGCAAAUGGUGUUGGACAUUGAGGACUUGGAUAACAUUCAGACCCCAGAGAGUGUGCUGCUGAGUGCAGUGAGUGGGGAGGACACUCAGGACCGUACUGACCGCCUGCUGCUCACUCCUUGGGUCAAGUUCCUGUGGGAGUCAUACCGCCAGUGUCUGGACCUUCUGAGGAACAACUCCAAAGUGGAGAGGCUGUACCAUGACAUCGCUCAGCAAGCUUUCAGGUUCUGCCUGCAGUACACCCGUAAGGCAGAGUUCCGCAAGCUCUGUGAUAACUUGCGUAUGCACCUGGGCCAAAUCCAGAGGCAUCACAACCAGAGCACGGCCAUUAACCUGAACAACCCCGAGAGCCAGUCCAUGCACCUGGAGACUCGUCUGGUGCAGCUGGACAGCGCUAUUAGCAUGGAACUGUGGCAGGAAGCUUUCAAGGCAGUAGAGGACAUCCAUGGGUUGUUCGCUCUCUCUAAGAAACCUCCAAAGCCCCAGUUGAUGGCCAACUACUACAACAAGGUGUCCACAGUGUUUUGGAAGUCUGGUAAUGCUCUGUUUCAUGCCUCCACCCUGCACCGGCUCUACCAUCUCUCCAGGGAGAUGAGGAAGAACCUUACCCAGGAGGAGAUGCAGAGGAUGUCAACACGCGUCCUCUUGGCCACUCUGUCCAUUCCCAUAACCCCUGAGCGCACUGAUAUCGCACGCUUGUUGGAUAUGGAUGGCAUCAUCGUGGAGAAACACCGCAGACUGGCCACUUUGCUCGGCCUGCAGUCCCCACCCACUCGCCAGAGCCUUAUCAAUGACAUGGUGAGGUUCAAUCUUCUCCAGUACAUUGUUCCUGAAGUCAAGGAGCUGUACAGCUGGCUGGAGGUGGACUUCCAUCCCCUGAAACUGUGUGGAAGAGUCACCAAGGUGUUGAGCUGGGUGAGGGAGCAGGCUGAGAAGGAGCCUGACUUGCAGCAGUAUGUUCCUCACUUGCAGAACAACACUAUCCUCCGUUUGCUGCAGCAGGUGGCUCAAAUCUACCAGAGCAUUGAAUUCAGCAGGCUGGCCUCUCUCGUGCCAUUUGUGGAUGCCUUUCAGCUGGAGCGCUCCAUUGUAGAUGCUGCACGCCAUUGUGACCUGCAGGUGCGCAUUGACCACACGUCCAGAACGCUGAGUUUUGGCUCAGACCUGAACUACUCUACUAAAGAAGAUGCACCUGUGGGGCCGUUCCUGCAGAACAUGCCUUCUGAACAGAUCCGUAACCAACUGACAGCCAUGUCCUCCUCCCUGGCCAAGGCUAUUCAGGUCAUCAAACCUGCUUCUAUUCUGCAAGAGCGAGAGGAGCAUCACCAACAGGCCAUCGCAGCGUACCUGAAGAACGCCCGCAAGGAGCACCAGCGCAUCCUUGCUCGUCGCCAGACCAUCGAAGAGCGCAAGGAACGCCUGGAGAGUCUGAACAUCCAGCGAGAGAAGGAGGAGCUGGAGCAGCGCGAGGCUGAGCUCCAAAAGGUGCGGAAGGCUGAGGAGGAGCGUCUGCGACAGGAGGCCAAGGAGAGGGAGAAGGAGCGCAUCAUGCAGGAGCACGAGCAGAUCAAGAAGAAGACUGUGCGCGAGCGACUGGAGCAAAUCAAGAAGACCGAGCUGGGAGCCAAGGCCUUCAAAGACAUCGACAUUGAGGACUUGGAAGAAUUGGACCCAGACUUCAUCAUGGCCAAACAGGUGGAACAGUUGGAGAAAGAGAAGAAGGAGCUGCAGGAGCGCUUGAAGAAUCAGGAGAAAAAGAUUGAUUACUUUGAGAGGGCCAAGCGACUUGAGGAAAUCCCCCUGAUUAAAAAGGCCUAUGAAGAACAACGUGUCAAAGACAUGGAGCUGUGGGAGCUCCAAGAGGAGGAGAGGAUCAGCAACAUGAAAGUGGAGCGUGAGAAGGCUCUGGAACACAAGAAGAGGUUGUCUAGAAUGGUAGAAGACAAGGAGAACUUUGUAUCUAAAAUAACAGCUGCCCGAAGCUUCAUCUAUGAGGAAAAACUGAAGCAGUUCCAGGAGCGCUUGGUAGAGGAGAGGAAGAAGCGCCUCGAGGAGCGUAAAAAACAGCGUAAAGAAGAGCGAAGAAACGCCUUUUACCGGCAGAAAGAGGAGGAGGCCCAGAGGAUUCGUGAGGAACAGCUGAAGAAAGAGCGUGAGGAGCGCGAGCGCCUGGAGCAGGAGCUGAGGGAGGAGGAAGAGCGUGAGUACCAGGAGCGCCUGCGCAAGCUGGAGGAACAGGAGAGGAAGCAGCGUGCCAGGCAGCAGGAAAUUGAGGAGCGCGAACGCCGCAAAGAGGAGGAGAGGAAAGUGCCAGAGGAGAAGGGCAGCAAAGACUGGGGUGAGAAAGAAGAGGGUGGCUGGAGGAGGCGUGGAGAAGGGGAGUCAGAAUGGCGACGCCCCGUUUCUGACAACAGGGACUGGCGUCAAGAAGGCCGUGAAGACAACGACCGUGAGGAACGUGAGCCGCCCUUCCGAAGAGGAGGUGAUGGCCCCCGUCGUGGAGGUUCUGAUGACAGAGGCCUCCGUCGUGGCUUUGAAGACGAACGAGGUCCACGGCGCAGCGGUGAUGAUGAUCGUGGACCACGACGAGGCUUUGAUGAUGACCGUGGACCCAGACGGGGCUUUGAUGAUGACCGCGGCCCCAGACGUGGCUUGGACGACGACCGUGGCCCCAGACGUGGCUUGGACGACGACCGCGGCCCCAGACGUGGCUUGGAUGACGACCGUGGCCCUAGAAGGGGCUUUGAUGAUGACCGCGGCCCCCGCCGUGGCGUGGAUGAACCCAGAGGCCCUAGACGCGGUGCCGAUGAUGACUGGGGCCCCAGGAGAGGAGGUGAUGAUGAGAGAGGAGGCCGUAGAGGCAUGGAUGAUUCUGCUCCACGCCGCGGUGAUGACUCCAAGCCAUGGAAACCUUCAGGUAGACCAGGAGGGUGGAGAGAGAGGGAGAAGGCUCGUGAGGAGAGCUGGGGUCCUCCCCGUGAGUCUCACGGUCAUGAUGAUGAUGAUGAUCGUGAGGAAGACCGCCAUGAGGGAGACCGUUACAGAGACCGUCGUCCACCCAGGGAAGAAGGAGGCUGGAGGAGGGGUGGUACUGAUGAGUCAUCCAGCUGGCGUGACUCUCGUCGUGAGGACUUUGACAGAGAUGAGCGCCGCGAUCGACGUGAUAUGAGAGACCGCAGAGACGACCGUGAGCGUGACCGUGAUCGUGAACAUAGAGGCCCCCCCAGAGAACACGAUGAUGGAGGGUCCUGGCGUCGCGGCGGCGAUGACCGGCGGGAGGAGCGUAAGGACGAUAGAGAUGCUCCUCCUAGACCUCGUGAGCGAGAUGGGGAGAGGAGUUCCUGGCGCUCUGACAAAGACAAAGACAACCCGCGCCGCACCAAGAACGAGACCGAUGAUGAUGGCUGGACCACGGUCCGCCGCUAAAGGCUCAAAGCAUCUCCUUAUGGCCUCCACAGCCUUGAUCUAUUCUCUAAUCUCUUUAGUAUUGUGACGAUAACUUCUCUGGCAUACGUUAACAAAGCUGUCGCAUAGUUAUGAAAUCCGAAUUGUCAUGCCAAACAUGGUGAGGGCCUUUUUGAAAAACAGCUUGACUUCGAGCUCAAAGUAGAUCAUUCCCCUUUUGUUGUGCAUGGUCAGAGCAUUAAAUUGGUCUGACUCAAAAAACAUCGUGUUUUUUCCUGAACCAGUGUGGGGGAACAUGGGGAGAUUCUAUAAAGAUAAAACGAAUUAAAUAAAUAAUGACCUCAGAUGUGUUGUGAUGACUUCUGGUGUUGAAAGUUGUCAAUCUUUUAUCACAGUUGAAUCCUCACUCUGGCUGCUGCUUCUCCCAUGGUUGUGUGCUUUUUAGAAUUAUGAAAACUUUAUUAAUAAAGUCAUUUGCUCAACAAAU
Colossoma macropomum (tambaqui) is the source of this 4373-nucleotide messenger RNA. RefSeq names its product eukaryotic translation initiation factor 3, subunit 10 (theta) (gene eif3s10). Gene Ontology annotation, molecular function: mRNA binding; translation initiation factor activity. Gene Ontology annotation, cellular component: eukaryotic translation initiation factor 3 complex, eIF3m; multi-eIF complex; eukaryotic translation initiation factor 3 complex, eIF3e. The transcript is spliced from 22 exons. Gene Ontology annotation, biological process: translation reinitiation; formation of cytoplasmic translation initiation complex. The record is from RefSeq and is a predicted model, not a curated record. The coding region runs from base 158 to 3907 and encodes 1249 amino acids. Lineage: Eukaryota; Metazoa; Chordata; Actinopteri; Characiformes; Serrasalmidae.